Colletotrichum chrysophilum is the source of this 2964-nucleotide messenger RNA. RefSeq lists its product as uncharacterized. Bases 1 to 2964 code for a protein of 987 amino acids. Gene Ontology annotation, cellular component: cytosol. Lineage: Eukaryota; Fungi; Ascomycota; Sordariomycetes; Glomerellales; Glomerellaceae. The record is from RefSeq and is a predicted model, not a curated record. Gene Ontology annotation, biological process: glutathione metabolic process. Gene Ontology annotation, molecular function: 5-oxoprolinase (ATP-hydrolyzing) activity. The transcript has 4 exons.
AUGGCCUCGACGGAUGGGACGUUGGUGGUGGGAGUAGACGUCGGAGGUACUAACACGGACAGCGUCUUGCUUAAUGUCUCCAAGACCAGUGCGGACGCCGUGGUUGCAUCUCACAAAGCCCCAACCACCUCCAACGUGACGCUCUCUGUCCAGGCAACUCUGAAAGCUCUGUUGGACUCGUCAACCCUCAACCCGGCGAGCAUCACUGCUCUCGCCAUCGGCACGACGCAUUUCUUGAACGCAAUCAUUGAGAGAGACACAUCGCGUGUCGAGAAGAUUGCAGUCCUUCGCUUGGCCUCUCAUAACUUUUCCACAGGAACGCCGCCCUUCGCAGACUGGCCAAAAGCUCUGAAGCGCAUCAUCAAUGGACACUCUGCGAUCAUCCCUGGCGGAUGCAACAUCGACGGCACACUCAUCGGACCCAUCGAUGAGGCAGCGAUCCGCGAGCAAGCGGCCAUCAUCAAGUCCAAAGGGCUGAAGAACGUGGCCAUUGUUGGGAUCGGUUGCUCUACCGACAAAGACUACCACCAAGAAGAAGAGGUCUCUAAGAUUCUUCGCAAUGAGCUCGGAGAAGAUGUCAACAUUGUCCUGUCUCACAAUAUCGCAGGUCCGGGUCUCCUCGCACGCGAGAACGCCACGAUUCUGAAUGCCUCGAUUCUCAACUUCGCCCAGCGGACGAUCAGAGCUUUCAUCGGUGCCAUGCGUAGAAUCGGUCUUCAGUGCCCGCUGUACUUGACUUCCAACUCUGGCCACCUUCUGCCGUUUUCCGAAGCCAUGCAGGCGCCUAUCAAGAUCUUCUCAUCGGGUGCCACCAACUCCAUCAGAGGUGCUGCUUUCCUUGCGUCGGACGCGAUCGAUCAAUCUGGCAGUAUCGUCGUUGAUAUUGGCGGCACGACCUCUGACGUGGGCUAUCUUUUGAAGAAUGGAUACCCUCGUCUAUCCAAGAGCUACACGGCCCUGGCUGGCGUCAAGGUCAACCUCGAGAUGCCUUCAGUCGAGAGUAUCGGCUUGGGCGGAGGUUCCAUCCUACACGUUGGCGACGAUGGAUCUGUUGCUGUUGGACCCGAUAGCGUCGGCCAUGACCUCGUUACUAAGGCGUUGUGCUUCGGAGGCGAGGUGGCCACGGCGACAGAUAUCGCUGUUGCAUCGGGUGCAAAGAUUGGCAACACCACAGUUGCCUUGCCGACCGACACUAUUGAGAAGGGUAAGGCGCGAGUCAGAAAGAUGCUGGAAUCUGUCAUCGAUCGCGCCAAAAUCUCUCCCGAGCCGUGCACCGUUAUCUUGGUCGGAGGUGGCUCCGUUCUUUGCCCGCCAGAGCUCACCGGUGUGAGCAAAGUGGUGCUGCCUGAGCAUGCUGGCGUCGCCAAUGCCAUCGGUGCCGCAAUCGCCAAGAUCUACGGCUCAGCUGAGACUAUUGUCUACGGCUCAGAUAUCCAGGGCGGUAUUGCGGAGGUCAAAGCUAGAGCUAUCGAGAACGCUGUAGCCAAGGGCGGUGACUCGAGCUCUGUUACGGUCCUCCACGAAGAAGUUGCUGGUGUGCCAUAUGUGGAGAACCAGACCUCCAUCAAGAUUGAGGUUGCGCUGGCUGCGGACCAUCAGCGGGUUUACUCGGAGAUGACUCAGACAGCUGCCCCUGACCAACUUGUUGACGAGGAGAUGUUCGAGGAGACUAAGAAGCAUGAGACCACAGACGCUGGUGAUGCCGACGAGGAUGAUACCGUCGACCUUAAAACCUACCGCCCGCAGAUCGAGUCGAGCGGUCUCUGGACUCUCUCUGAGACUGACCUAAGGUUCUUGUCUAUCGGCUGCUACAUCCUGGGUUGCGGUGGCGGCGGGUCUCCAUACGCCCCUUAUCUCCAGUUGAGACAGCUUCUUACAGAAGGAGAGACAAUGAAGAUCAUUCGCAUCGAGGACUUAAAGGACGAGGAGAUGAUGCCGCCCGUUGCUAGUGUCGGUACACCGGCUGUUAGUAUCGAGCGUCCCGGAGGACACGGCGUAUGGCAUGCCAUGCAGGAGAUGGAGAAGGAGAUGAAGACCAAGUUUGAGAGACUGAUUGCCACCGAGAUCGGCGGAGCAAAUGGCGUCGCUACCCUUAUCUGGGGAAGCUCACGGUACUACGAUAUCCCCACGGUUGACGGAGAUAUGAUGGGCCGAGCUUACCCCCAGUUUGAGAUGGUCUCCCAAUACAUCCACGCCAAGUCCGUCAACGAGCUCCUCCCUGUAACUCUCUGCAGUGGAACCGGUCACAACGUUGUCAUCCCCGCGACACAAACCGAUGAGACUUCAGCAGGAAUUGCUAUUCGUGAUGCAUGCAUGGCCAUGGGCUCAGCCGCCGGCGCCGCCGGCCGUCCCAUCCCUGGAAAGCUGAUGCGCGAGGUCGGCAUCCCAAACACUUACUCGUUAGCAUGGCGUCUGGGACGUGUAGUCGCUUUGGCGCAGCAAGCUGGCACUGUUUCAACAGUUACAAAGGACUUGAUAGAGGCUGCUGGUGGUCCUGGUAGCGCCAAGGUGCUUUUCCAGGGCAAGAUUCGUGGCGUCGAAAGCACCCUGACAACUACGGCACACAGUCUGGGCAAGGUAACCGUUGAGAGGCUGAGUGAAAGCGAGAUGGAAACGGAUACGGAUAGAAUUGGCGAGGGCUUGAAGGAAGUUGUGGUUCCGUUCAUGAAUGAGAACCUCGGCGUUUUGGGCAAGCUUGAGGACGGCACGGAGAAGGUCAUCGCGACUGUUCCCGACUUGAUCUUCCUCCUUGACACCUCGACUGGCGAAGCCAUUGGUGUCCAAGAAUACAGAUACGGCCUAAAGGUGGCCGUCAUGAUCAUGGCGGGCCAUCCCCUUUGGGCAACCGAGCGUGCCCUCGAAAUUGCUGGGCCCAAGGUCUUUGGCCUCCCCCACGAUUACAAAACUGAGCUGAGCUACACCAAGCCAGUCAGUGUUAUCGAUGAGUUCCGACCGAAGGCAUAA